This is a messenger RNA of Paramecium pentaurelia, 1171 nucleotides long. The record is from the annotation of a GenBank genome assembly. NCBI's taxonomy places the organism in Eukaryota, Ciliophora, Oligohymenophorea, Peniculida, Parameciidae.
AAUGGAUGUAUGUUCUAAUUUUACAUUGUCCUUGACAGGGGGUUUUUAAGAGUGUAGAAAUUGUGGAAGAGAAAAAAAAUUUCAUCGUCUAGACUUUGAAAAUAACAACAUUGAAUAUGUCAAAAAAUCUAAUAAUAAUGAUGCAGGUAUAUUGUUAUUCAUAUAUAAUCAAUAGCAAAAUUCUAAUAAGAGAAACUUUAAUAGAUAGCUCAAUAAAAAUAAGAAGAAGAAGAUCAAUUAAGAGCUAAAGCCUGUAGUAACUUCGUAUUAGCUCUUGUUGGACAAUUUCAAUAAUGUGGCAAUUGUAAAAUAGAGAAAAAAUAUCAUAAACUUAACACAGAAGGUCAAAUAGCUUAUCAACCAAAAUCAUAACUAACAAAAUCUGUUUAAUAGACUCAGUAAUAAAACAAAGUCACUGCAGUUGCAGGUAUUAUUCAUUUUAUAUUGUUUUGUAGAAGUUGUCUAAGAAACUAUGAUGGUACAAUCUGUAAAAGAUAGAAUUGCCUAAAUGAAUAAAAAAAAUCAAUCUAAUAAUGAACCUUAAUUCAGACCUAGUUUGAAAAAGGAAGAAGUUAAAGAAAAGGUUCCUGGAUAAGCUGAAAUAGUCACAGAAUAAGUCUUUACAUCUGUAUCUGAUAAAAAAAGUGUUUUUGAUAAAUAAAGAGUCAGAAAAACUAUAGAAUAAUCCACUUAACAAAUUCGAGAAUAAUAAAACACAGAAGGAUUUAGAAAGGCAGAAUCAUAAUAUAUUACAUCAUAAGAAAAUACUCAAGAAUAAUAAGAAUAAUUUAUUUAAAAUCAAACUUAAGUGCAAGAGAAUAAUUAAGAAGAUUCUGAAUAAAACCAAUAGAAUUAUUAAUAAGAAUAAUAAUUUGAAAAUAAUUAAGAUUAAUAAUAAUAAUAUUAAGAGGAAUAUUAAUAAUAAUAAGAGUAUUAAUAAUAAGAAUAUUAAUAAUAAUAAUAAGAGUAAGAAUAUUAAUAAUAAGAAUAAGAAUAAUAAUAAUAAUAAUAAGAAGUUAUAUUAUAGUAAUAAGAAUAAGAAGAAUCAAAUAAUUAAAAUGAAUAGGUUGAAUAAUCCUUAUAAUAAAAUGAAUAACAAGAUGAAGGACAAUAAGAUAAUUAACAAUAAGAAGAUGCUAAUGAUCAUGACGAGGCUGCAUAAAUUUAUUGA